AUGGUAACUCAAGAACCACUUUUGGAAAAAGCCCUUUACUACUCCAUAGAUGGUUAUGAAUCAGAUGAGGCCCUCUCUUUAUGUGACCUUCCUUUGCACAGUGAUCUGGUACAUACUGUCCAAGAAUCUCAACAAGAUCCACUCGAACAAGAUCACCAUUUCGAGUUUUUUUUCCCAUCCUCCCCAAGUUUCCCGCCAGAAAACAUCAUCUUCUGCGGGAAAAUCAUAACCCCCGACAAGAAAAGCUCAAGCAAAGAGGCGUCAAAAAAACCAGCCGAGAUAAUGAAAAUCAAGAAAAGGCGCGGUUGGGGCUUAAUCAGAUGGAUGGUUAGUUCGAGCCGAAAGGGAACAACCAUAAUUCACAAGGACCACUUGCUCUUGUUUGGUAAAUCAUCAAGAUUAUCGAGUCAACACAAGGUGGAACUAAGGGACAUUAAGAUCAGACAGAGUAGCCGCCAGCUCAGCCAAUCGGACGGCGGUGGUUCUGGGUUGUCCCGGUUGAUCAGAUUGCUGAGUUGUGGCGGCAAACACCACCCCAGCGCCAUGGUCGUCAAGUCCACGAGGGGUAUUUUCGACUUUCCGGAGAUAUAG
Molecule: messenger RNA, 591 nt
Organism: Striga hermonthica
Lineage: Eukaryota; Viridiplantae; Streptophyta; Magnoliopsida; Lamiales; Orobanchaceae
Source: the annotation of a GenBank genome assembly